UGAUGUCAACAAAGUGUUGUGAAUUUUGUCAACAAUUUUUGUAAUGUAAACUUUAUUGAUUGUCAUGAUAAAUCUUGCAAGCUGAAGAUUUUGGACUUUAACCCGAGUUCUUGGACUGUAAUAACAACUGCACAAUGUCACAGACACAUAGAAAAGCCGUCCUAAACUUAUAUAAAACGCUAUUAUUUUUAGGGAGAGAUUGGCCCCAGGGUUAUGAUCUAUUUAGAAAGCGUUUAAACAAAGUAUUUGUAAGGAAUAGUGAAGAAUCCGAUCCGAACAAGAUUGCGUUGAUGGUUAAACAUGGUCAAUUUGUUAUUAAGGAGAUUGAAGCACUUUAUAAGCUUAAAAAAUACAGGGCUAUGAAACGCAGAUACUAUGAUGAUAAUUAACAUGUAAUUAAUGGUAUGUAGAGAGCUAAUGUAUUUGUUACUUAAUAUUUUUAGCAAUUUAAUUGCAUCAUAUGAACAUUAAAUGGUACAUGAUAGGUGAGACGAUUCAAUGUUAUAAUAUAUGUAUAUUUAACUAAUGUACUAUGGAUACUAGAAUUAUUUGAGUCUUUCAAAUUUUAAACUGUUCCUGAAAUUUAAACACUAAAAUAUGUCUAAAAUAAAUAACAGAAUGAGCUAGAGAUAUUUUAAUAUAAGCUUAUAGUUUGGAAAUAUUACCUUUUAUAAUAGCAUUAAAGUAAUCAAGUUGAUAAUUUCAUUGAAAUAUUACAUUACUAGCAAGUAUUUAUAUAACUCUGUGAAUAUGUUUUCUAUUAAAUAAAACUAUAAAAUCUAUGUCAUCUGGUAUUAUAUUUG
Pararge aegeria (speckled wood butterfly) is the source of this 803-nucleotide messenger RNA. It is a transcript of the gene osi, whose product is annotated as electron transfer flavoprotein regulatory factor 1. The transcript is spliced from 2 exons. The coding region runs from base 135 to 389 and encodes 84 amino acids. Lineage: Eukaryota; Metazoa; Arthropoda; Insecta; Lepidoptera; Nymphalidae. Gene Ontology annotation, biological process: respiratory electron transport chain. Gene Ontology annotation, cellular component: mitochondrion. The record is from RefSeq and is a predicted model, not a curated record.